CUGCUCAUCGUCCUCCCAGCCUGCCGCAUUCCUCCAGCUCCUCCUAGGUCAUCUAUUUCAGCGACCUUCGUCCUUCCUUACUCUCUUAUCUAGCUCUAUCAGCUCCAUCGCCCGUCAAGCCCCGCGGCCUUUUUCUGGGUGUAACUGCUGAGUGCUCUCUGCCGAGUCCAGCAAGGAGAACUCGGGACUGUCGAGGGGCCCAGCGAAGCGUCAUACGAUGUGACGAUACCACGUCCGCUGAGAUGCUUAGGCUUUGAGCCUAUAACGACUUCCCCGGCACCAUUCCACAUUGCUCUUUGCUACGGAUCCGAUUCUAUCGCAAGGUUUCUCGUCGAACGCGGCGCUACACCUUCGCCAAUCUAUCCUCCCGAAUUCUGCGGCUGCACGAGGCUUCAUAUGGCAAGCGCGAUGGGACUUACAUCUGUCCUGAAAACCUUACUCCAUCACGGCGCGAAUGUUCAAGCUCGCGAUAACCAACUCCGGACAGCUUUACACUAUACUGUUACACUGCCAUAGGUGGAUUCGCCAAAGCAAGGACAGGUAGUGAUGUGGCUCUUGGCAAACAAUGCAGAUCCUGCGACAGAAGAUUCAUAAAGAAGACGCCCGGCUUCUAUUGGGGAAAAGUCCUCAAACCCUUUCGUCAGAAUGCUGUUCAAGAAAGGAGCCGAAGUCGCAAUGUACGAGACCUUGUUCCAAGAUCAAGUGGUACCCGAAAUCCGGUGUCUCCAGAAGGAAAGAAUUGAAGAGGAGGCAUGGGCACAGGAGAAGAAGGAAAAGCAACUUGAUAGUAAACGUGUAAUUUCUGCUGCCGCGAAAUGGGAGAGGGACCGUAAGACGGUAAGGAAGAAAAGGAUUGCGACAGAACAGCAAAUUGCCAUCGCGAGAUCUCGGGAGCAAGAAAAAAUGACCGGAAGAAGAGAAGCUCAGAAAAGAGCACAGCAAAGUGCAAAGGAAAGGGCUAAUAAACUUACUACCGCGCGGAAAGUAGUUGAAGAAGAGGCAAGAACUGAGAGAGCUCGGUCAGAGAGGCAUGAAGCUACAAGGCGGGCGUGGUUGAAGUUGAGAAAAGACGCAGACCAGAGGCCAAGUAACAACUCAGUCUGAUUCGCAAACAAGGUCUGACUGCAGCCAUCUUCCAGGCUUGUGGAGGAGCAAAGGACGCGCAGCCUGUCAGUCGUGCGGGAUACUGUAUCUGUGAAACAGCCUUCUAUUUGCUCUGAUUGCGAAUUCGUAGUAUGCAAGCAUUAUAAUUCAAGGAAUCUGCUAGCAUAGACUAGUUUCGUGACUGGGGGUCCGGCGGUGCGACUGUAUAGAAUGACAUGUUCGAUGUUACUGUCCGGUUGCACCAGGCAGCUGUAUUGCCUUCAG
This is a messenger RNA of Cladophialophora immunda, 1368 nucleotides long. RefSeq lists its product as uncharacterized. The transcript has a single exon. The record is from RefSeq and is a predicted model, not a curated record. Bases 646 to 1104 code for a protein of 152 amino acids. Lineage: Eukaryota; Fungi; Ascomycota; Eurotiomycetes; Chaetothyriales; Herpotrichiellaceae.